GACCCUGGACACUAGAGGAAACUGAUUGAUCCACAUUACGUGACGGUCCUGCAGCGUUUAUGUGCUGCGGACGGUCAAUGCCAUCUGCGCGCAUCUUGGUUUCACGGAUGCUAUAGAUCAGUUGUAAACCUAUAUAAGGCGACUCUGGGACUGAUUCGAGAUCAUUUUGUGUCUCUGAUGAUCAAGAUGAAGUACCUUCUGGUAUCUAUCUGUGCCGUGGUGGUCCAGUGCUGCCUGUUUGCUGCAGCCGCACACGCCAACGGGGACCCCGACCCGGUUCUCGAAGCAGCUCUGAGUCCACUGUAUAGGCAACUUGACGUCACUCGGGACCAACUGGAAGUCAUUCGUCACCAACUCGACGCCGUCAAAGCGCUAGUCCAUGUACCCUGCAAGAAAGAUUAUUUGGAGUGCUCUGAGGUAGGACCCUUCGGGAUGGAAGACGGUCGCAUCCCAGAUGCAAGCAUCACAGCGUCGUCAAUUUGGGAAAACUCGGCCGGUUUCGUACCCGCCAGGGCUCGGCUUAACCUUCAAGACACAAGCGGCGGGGCCGGAGCAGGCUGGUGUAAUGAUGGAGCUAGUGAUAAUACCAAUCCAUGGAUCCAAGCCGACCUCGGCUGUAAUGCGACCAUCACUGGCGUUAUCACACAGGGGCGUGGGGACUACCAUGAAUGGGUGACACAGUUCAAAGUGGCCUACAGCAACGAUGGCCAAGAGUGGACUGACGUCACCGAUGAUGGAUCAAGUACACCAAUGAAGUUCUCUGGAAACUCGGACCAAAACACCCAAGUGACCACCACUUUCCCGAAGGCCUUCCAGGCCAGGUUCCUGCGUAUCCUGCCUACUCAGUGGAGCACAUAUUGCUGUAUGCGCUUUGAGGUCCUCGGCUGCAAAAGUCACGAGUAAACUCCAUCGCUGCUAGCUGGGGAAACCUUAUUCAAAUGGCAGCAGAGGAUGUACGGGAAUGUGGGGCUACUGGACCACCGGGGCUAGUGGACUGCUCUUAAAGGGAUACCUCGUCCGUCCUGAAAUCCACGAAAUUGUCACGUUUUAGAUUGUUUACUUAUCCUAUUCCAAACAUCUGGUUGAGAGAAAACCAAUCUAAUGUUUUACCGUUCCCGAGAAAAGACGAAAUAAAACCCUGGUUGUUUACAUCGGACAUGACGGUGCACGCAUACAUUUUUCCUUUCGUUUCAGUCAAUGUACGACACACGCUCUGUAUGUAACACAAAUUGACACACAGCACCAAUGUACAAAUGUAGUCUCUUACACAUCCCCAAAAGGCGAAUAUUUGAUGGCUGGAAUCACAACUAGCAUGAACAACCCGACUUUUUAGGGUCGCAAAAGUCGACCCCGAAAUUCGUUCUCGCACGCAUAACACAAGAAUAAAACAAAAACGCCCAGUUUUUAAAAGAUAAGUGUGGCCCAGUUGGGCCCAUUCCACGAUGCAGUAUCCCUUUAAGUUUUUUUUGUAGUUUUUUUUUAAUGCUCUGCUGUCCUCCAUCGGUGAAACACAGCCAUGUGGCCUUUGAGCUAGUAGCGUUCUUUCUAAAAGCACAGAGGUUACAUGUCUGCCCGGGUUUACGCGGAAUAAUUCUCACUUUUCUUCCGUUUGCUUGUCAUCAAAAACAUUCUCCAUUUCUGCUCAGUCGCAGCGCUUAAGCAAGGUACGUUUUAAUCACGAUUCGAAGCAUUUAACGUACAACUUAAAAUUGGUUGUUAUGUGAAGCAUUAGCAUACAAAUUAGGGCGAUUCCAAGCAAACAGAGACAUGACCCCUAAAAUUGAAAUUCAUUCCUGAGCUUGUUUUUUUUUUACUUUUAAGUUUUUGCUAACACAUGAACACUGAAAAAUUUUCUGGGUUAAUUUCACCCAAUCAAGGGUGAAAACUGCAACCACCCAAAAUGUGGUUGACCUUUACCCAAUUGUUUGGGUUAGAAUUUCUGUUAAAGUCAAUCAAAACUUGUGGUCAUAUCUAGCCUUUUUUUUCACACGUCUCUUUUCUGUGUUAAAUUUAUAUUCAUUUAAUAAAAGCACUUUAGAUAGAGUGUAAGCGUGCACCUGCA
Patiria miniata (bat star) is the source of this 2062-nucleotide messenger RNA. RefSeq names its product lactadherin-like. The record is from RefSeq and is a predicted model, not a curated record. NCBI's taxonomy places the organism in Eukaryota, Metazoa, Echinodermata, Asteroidea, Valvatida, Asterinidae. The transcript is spliced from 4 exons. Bases 178 to 903 code for a protein of 241 amino acids.